AAAAUAAAGAAAAAUAACCGAAUGAAUUUUCUCUCCUCAAACUCCAACUCGCUCCAGCUGCUCUGCAUCGCUUCCUCCUCUUAGAACCCUACCUACUUUCCUCCACGAAACCACCAUCUUGUAGUUGUAUCACCACCUCUGGUCGGCGGCGUCUCUGCCAACCAUCUCUCCGUCACUGCCGCUGCUAUUAUUUGUGUUACCCGGAAUGUGGUACGUUGCCACGUUCCAUGAGCCGGGUUCGUUCGUCCCGGGUUUGCUGCGGAUCGCGUACCGGUACGGUGAAGCUGGCGUACCCAAUUGUAUGGUAGAAUACCCGCCGAAGUUCUAAUCCCUUCUCCAGUGAAACCGCAAUGGAAAGAUACUCCAGGAUGGGAUUUAUGGGAAGACACUCGAGAUUUCCAUAACAAGAAAAUGAGAAAAUUUACGAUACUAUAACUGCUGAUUGGGCCUUCCGUCUCAACAUGUCUCUUUCUUUAACACCUGCAAAGAGACAACAUAGUCGAAGCCAUGAGAACUCAAAUGGCAAAAAAUUUCAAAAGUCUGCAAGUCUUAAUUCUACAAAACAACCUAGGAAAACCUCAUCUGGAGGUGGUGUAUUCCGUGUGCUCUGCCCAUCUUCUAGAAUUGAAAGUGUGAUUGGAAAGGAGAACAAUAUCCUAUCACAAAUACAUCAAGAAACUGGUGCUAAGGUAAGAAUUGAUGAUUCUAUUCCUGGAUGUGAUGAGAAGUUAAUCUUUAUUAUGGGUCUGGAUAAGGAAGCUGAGAGCAGCGGUCAACAUAACAAGAAUGACAAUGAGGACACGAAGUCAUCCAAAGAGCAAGGCAGUUCCGAAGAUCACAAUGUAAAUGAUGCUGACAAGGAGACUCCUACAAAUGCUGAAGAUCUAUUGUCCAAGAAAGGAAAUUCGUCUGUGCAGAAUGCUUUGUUACUUGUGUUUCAAAAUUUUUAUGAAGGGGAGAGGGAGACAGAAGAACCUAAUGAAGAAAGCAAUGAAUCUGCUGCAGUCACUUUCAGGUUACUUGUGCUUGCCGAUCAGGUGGGAUGCCUUUUGGGAAAGGGUGGCUCUAUCAUCAAGCAAAUGUCUGCUGAGAGUGGUGCUCAGAUUCGUGUUCUCCCCAGGGACAAACUCCCUCAAUGUGCCUCUUCUACCGAUGAAGUAGUUCAGAUCACAGGAUUAGCUGAUGCUGUGAAGAAAGCAAUCAGAACAGUGUCCAAUCAGAUUCUGGAAAAUGCACUACAUGAUAACGAUUCUUUUCCUUCUAAUACCCCUGGACGCACAUCUCAAUCACACAGCAAUCAUGUUCCUAGGCCUGAAUCCUAUUUCCUUCAUUCGCUGCCUUCUCAUGGGCCAUCGGGUGGUGGCUUUCGUGAUAGUGCUGAUUUUCAUUCAGGUGUUCCCUCAUUGUUUCCCAAGUUCCAUGAAAACUUUAUGCCAGGGAGAAUGGAUGUUCCUGACAUUGUAACCUUUCGAUUACUAUGCCCUGACGAGAGGGUAGGAGGUGUGAUUGGAAAGGGUGGAGCAAUUAUUAGGACUCUUCAGCAUGAAACAGGGUGUGAGAUCAAAGUUCUUGAAGGCCCUUCUGAUGGAGAGGAACGAAUGAUUAUUGUAUCUGGUCCAGCGCACCCAGACGAUAGAAUAUCUGCUGUUCAGGAUGCAGUUCUCCGUGUGCAGAAUCGUGUAGCCAAAGCUGUACCUGAUAGCAAAGAGAAGGGUGUAAUGGCAAAGCUUCUUGUACCUUCUAAUCAAAUUGGCUGCCUUCUAGGUAAAGGUGGCUCAAUCAUUGGUGAGAUGCGGAAAGUCACUGGGGCUUAUAUUCGCAUCUUAGGGAAAGAUCAAAUGCCUAAGAGUGCCUCUGAGAAUGAAGAAGUAGUUCAGAUUAACGGAGAACCGGAGGUAGUUCAAGAUGCCCUUUUGCAGAUAACUACGAGACUUCAGCAUCAUUUCUUCCGAGACGCAUUUCCUUCCGUUAAUCAUCCUUCAAAUCUUGCAUUCUCAGAUCGAGCACCACCUUUUCCUUCAUUUAUGGGACGAGAAGAAGUUUCUCCUCGAGGAAUGUUUCCAAAAUUAGGCCCUUCAUUUAGAAACACUGAUUACAUUGGUUUGCCUCCUUUGCAUGGUGGUUUUCAUCCUCAUGAUGAACAUCCGCCGUUUCUGCACGAUAUUCACCGGCAUGGAGCUCCAAAUCUUUCUGAAAGAUCCUGGCAUCCCCAGAAUCUAAUUGAAGGUGGUCCUAUGGGCUUGUUGGAUCAUGGUGGACCCCCGCAUAGACGGAUGUCUGGAUUUGGAGGGGGAAGCCAGCUAGCUGUAAUCACAAAUACCACUGUGGAUGUAGUAGUUCCCAGUUCUAUUGUACCUAUUAUAUAUGGAGAAGAUGGUGGAUGCUUGAGACAAAUUCGUCAGAUUUCUGAUGCCAAGAUUACCAUCACUGAUCCCAAACAAGGUGCGCCUGAAACUGUCAUCAUAAUUUCUGGAACUCCUGAACAAACUCAUGCUGCACAAAGUCUUAUUCAAGCGUUUGUAAUGCUUGAGAAUGAAUCGGGUUGAAAAAGCUCGUGGCUGCUUUCAUGCUCACAUUUAAGGAGUAAUCAUUUUUUUGCUAUCUACAAAAUGUAACUCUAGACCUUGCGCGUUAUUUUCAACAUAUUCAUGACAUUAAUACGGAGUACUUCGUAUAGAUUUUAAUAUAUUUUGGGGAAUACUCUUCAUUCUAGAGGGAGUAUUCCAUACCAAUAUCUGUGUCAAUACAUCUCCUUUACAAUUGUAUUUUUUCACGAUGACAAAUAAAUAGUUAGAAGAGAAAAUACAGUAGCGUGAAUGAUGAAAUGCAACUCGUUUUCCAUUACAAAUUCAUUAGUAUUCA
Messenger RNA from Spinacia oleracea (spinach), 2862 nucleotides. Its product is annotated as KH domain-containing protein HEN4. The coding region runs from base 462 to 2546 and encodes 694 amino acids. The record is from RefSeq and is a predicted model, not a curated record. Lineage: Eukaryota; Viridiplantae; Streptophyta; Magnoliopsida; Caryophyllales; Amaranthaceae. Gene Ontology annotation, molecular function: RNA binding. The transcript has 9 exons.